GGCGCCCCGCCCCCUUCCAGUAGAGACCGCGCGCCGGGGCCGUGCCGCACUCGGGGUCCCCGCGCCACCGCUCGCUCACCUGCGCCGCCGCCCCCUCCCGUACCCGAGCGCCACCAUGCACUCGCUCUUCAGGAAGAGAAACAAAGGCAAAUACAGCCCCUCGGUGCAGACCCGGAGCAUCUCCAACAAGGAGCUCUCAGAGCUGAUUGAGCAGCUGCAGAAGAAUGCCGACCAGGUGGAGAAGAACAUCGUGGACACUGAGGCCAAGAUGCAGAGCGACCUGGUCCAGCUGCAGGAGGGUCGGCAGCCUGAGCACCGGGACAUGGCACUGCAGAAGGUGUCAGACUCAGAGAAGCUGCUGUACGUGCUGGAGGCAGAUGCAGCCAUUGCCAAGCACAUGAAGCACCCCCAGGGGGACAUGAUCGCUGAAGACAUCCGUCAGCUGAAGGAGCGUGUCACCAACCUACGUGGGAAACACAAGCAGAUCUACAACCUGGCAGUGAAGGAAGUGGACCCACAGGUCAACUGGGAGGUGCUGGUAGAGGAGAAGCUGGACAAGCUGAGCAGUCAGAGCUUUGGGACGGAGCUGCCGCUGGUGGACCACCAAGUGGAGCAGCACAACAUCUUCCACAAUGAGGUCAAGGCUAUUGGGCCCCACCUGGCCAAGGAUGGGGAUAAGGAGCAGAACAGCGAACUCCAGGCCAAGUAUCAGAAACUGCUGGCGGCAUCACAGGCGCGGCAGCAGCAUCUGAGCUCGCUGCAGGACUACAUGCAGCGCUGCACCAACGAGCUAUACUGGCUGGACCAGCAGGCCAGGGGCCGCAUGCAGUAUGACUGGAGUGACCACAACCUCGACUACCCCAGCCGCCGGCGCCAGUAUGAGAAUUUCAUCAACCGGAACCUGGAAUCCAAAGAGGAGAGGAUCAACAAGCUGCACAGUGAGGGCGACCAGCUGCUGGCAGCGGAGCACCCGGGGCGGAACUCCAUUGAGGCACACAUGGAGGCCGUGCACGCAGACUGGAAGGAGUACCUGAACCUGCUCAUCUGCGAGGAGAGCCACCUGAAGUACAUGGAGGACUACCACCAGUUCCACAGAGACAUGAAGGAUGCACAGGAGCUGCUGCGCAAGGUGGACUUGGAUCUGGACCAGAAAUAUAGCCCCGACUUCAAGGACCGGUAUCAGAUUGAGCUGCUGCUGCGGGAGCUAGACGACCAGGAGAAGGCUCUGGACAAGUAUGAGGAUGUGGUGCGGGCACUACAGAAGCGAGCGCAGCAGGUGGUGCCCCUCAAGUACCGCCGGGAGACUCCACUCAAGCCCAUCCCUGUGGAGGCACUCUGUGACUUUGAGAGUGACCAGGGCCUGAUCUUAAGGGGCUACAGCUACACUCUGCAGAAGAACAACGGGGACAGCUGGGAGCUCACGGACAGCGCUGGUAACAAGUUGACUGCCCCUGCUGUGUGCUUCAUGAUCCCACCUACUGACCCAGAGGCCCUGGCUUUGGCUGACAGCCUGGGCAGCCAGUUCCGGAGCGUGCGGCAGAAGGCAGCAGGAAGCAAGUGCACACUGCAGCAGCGGCACAAGGUGCUGAAGGCAGAGAACCCCGGAGAUGCCUCUGACCUGCAGGGGCGGCAGCUGCUGGCUGGCUUGGACAAGGUUGCCAGGGACCUGGACCGGCAGGAGAAGGCCAUCACAGGGAUCCUACGGCCACCACUGGAGCAGGGCCGGGCUGUGCAGGACAGUGCUGAGCGGGCCAAGGACCUCAAGAACAUUACCAAUGCACUGCUGCGGAUCGAGCCGGAGAAGACUCGGAACACAGCCGAGUGUGAAGCCUUCAUCCAGGCCCUCCCAGGCAGUGGCACUGUGCCCCUACUGCGGACACGGGUGGAGGACACCAACCGGAAAUAUGAGCGCCUGGUGCAACUGCUGGACUCAGCCCAGGAGAAGGUCGCUGUGGCCAACCGCCUGGAGAAGAGCCUACAGCAGGCCUGGGCGCUGCUGGCUACACACGAGAACCAGCUGAGCCAGGCCGACACGGUGCCUGAGAGUAGCCGCACCCUGGACAGCAAGAGGCAGGAGCUGGUGGCCAUGGCCUCUGAGUUGCAGGCCCAGAAGUCCCUCCUGGGAGAGGUGGAGCAGAACCUGCAGGCGACCAAGCAGUGCUCGAGUGCGCUGGCCAGCCGCUUCCAGGAACACUGCCCAGACCUGGAGCGCCAGGAGGCUGAGGUGCACAAGCUGGGCCAGCGCUUUGACAACCUGUGCCAGCAAGUCCAGCGCAGGGCACAGAACCUGCAGAGUGCCGGGGCUGCCUACGCUGACUACCGCAGCAGCUGUGACCACAUGUUUCAGUUCUUGUCGAGCAUACCCAGUUAUGAACCCCAGGAGACAGACAGCCUCAACCAGGUGGAGACCAAGCUGAGGAAUCAAAAGAACCUGCUAGAUGAGAUAGCGAGCAGAGAACAGGAAGUACAGAAGGUCUGCACCAGUUCCCAAAAGUACCAGCAAGCUGUGAAGGACUAUGAGUUAGAAGCAGAGAAAUUAAGGACUCUUCUUGACUUGGAGAAUGGAAGGAACAGCCACAUGAACAAAAGAGCCAGACUCCAGUCUCCAGCUGCCAAAGUGAAGGAAGAGGAAGCAGCUCUUGCUGCCAAGUUCACAGAAGUUAAUGCCAUCAAUAGACAGAGGCUGCAGAAUCUGGAGUUUGCUCUGACUCUCCUUAGACAGCAGCUGGAAGCAGAAGUGGCCCGUGAGACUCUGCAAGGGAGCAAGCUAGGCCAUGGAGUAGAGGCAGCAUGGAAGAUCAGGAAGGAGCUAGCAGAGGAGACAGAGCGGAGGCAGCAGCUGGAGAACGAGGUCAGGAGUGCCCAGGAGGAAAUCCAGACCCUGCGCAAUCAGAGGCCUCAGGAAUCAGUGGUGAGGAAGGAGGUGGUGAAGAAGAUGCCGGACCCUGCACUGGAGGAGAGCUUCCAACAGCUGCAGCGGACGCUGGCGGAGGAGCAGCAUAAGAACCAGCUGCUGCAGGAGGAGCUAGAGGCACUGCAGGUGCGGCUGCACACCCUGGAGCAGGAGACCAGGGGUGGGGGGCAGGAAUAUGUGGUUAAGGAGGUUCUGCGCAUCGAGCCUGACAGAGCCCAGGCGGAUGAAGUCCAGCAGCUGCGGGAGGAGCUGGAGGCGCUUCGGCGACAGAAGGGUGCCCGGGAGGCAGAGGUGCUCCUUCUGCAGCAGCGUGUGGCCACCCUGGCUGAUGAGAAGAGCCGGGCACAAGAGAAGGUCACUGAGAAGGAGGUGCUGAAGCUGCAGAACGACCCCCAGCUGGAGGCGGAAUACCGACAGCUGCAGGAGGACCGCCAACGGGAGGGCAAGCUGCGGGAGAAGCAGGAGGAGGAGCUCAGCUUCCUCCAGGACAAGCUCAAGAGACUGGAGAAGGAGCGGGCCAUGGCCGAGGGCAAGAUCACUGUCAAGGAGGUGCUCAAGGUGGAGAAGAACGUGGCUGCUGAGAGGGAGGUUAGCAAUCUCAUCUGCCAGUACGAGGAUGAGGCCGCCAAGGCUCGUGCCAACCAGAGGGAGAAGACUGAGCUCCUUCGAAAGAUUUGGGCUUUGGAGGAGGAAAACGCCAAAGUGGUAGUGCAGGAAAAGGUCCGUGAGAUCGUGCGGCCAGACCCUAAAGCAGAAAAUGAAGUGGCCAACCUGCGCCUGGAGCUCGUGGAGCAGGAGCGGAAGUACCGGGGGGCUGAGGAACAGCUCAAGAGCUACCAGAGUGAGCUGGAGGCCCUCAAGAGGCGGGACCCCCAGGUGGAGGUCAAAGAAGUGACCAAGGAAGUCAUUAAGUACAAGACGGACCCUGAGAUGGAAAAAGAGCUACAGCGGCUCAGGGAGGAGAUUGUUGAUAAGACAAGACUGAUUGAAAGGUGUGACUUAGAGAUCUACCAGCUGAAGCACGAAAUCCAGUCCCUGAAAGACAGCAAACCCCAAGUCCAGACCAAAGAGGUAGUUCAGGAGAUCCUCCAGUUCCAGGAGGACCCCCAAACCAAAGAAGAAGUGGUGUCUCUGAGGGCAAAGCUCUCUGAAGAACAGAAGAGGCAAGUGGACCUGGAAAGAGAGAGGGCUUUCCAAGAAGAGAGGCUCAUGCAGAAGGAGGAGGAGCUUGCACAGGUGAAGGAAAGGGUGGUGCAACAGGAGGUGGUCAGGUAUGAGGAGGAGCCAGGCCUGCGGACGGAGGUAGCCUCCUUCGCAGAAAGCAUCGAUGGGGAGCUGCGGCAGAUUGAUAAACUGCGUGCUGAGCUACGGAGGCUGCAACGCCGGCGUGCUGAGCUGGAGCGGCAACUGGAGGAGCUGGAGCGUGAGCGGCAAGGGCGCAGGGAGGCUGAGCGUGAGGUGCAGCAGCUGCGGCAGCGUUUGGCUGUUCUGGAGCAAGAGGAGACUGAAGCACGCGAGAAGGUGACCCACAAGCAGAAAGUGGUCCUGCAACAGGACCCCCAGCAGGCCCGGGAGCACGCCCUGCUCAGACUGCAGCUGGAGGAAGAGCAGCACCGGCGGCAGCUCCUAGAAGGUGAGCUGGAGACCCUGAGACGAAAGCUGGAGGCCCUGGAGAAGGCAGAGGUCAAGGAGAAGGUAGUUUUCUCCGAAACUGUCCAGGUAGAGAAAGGUGACACUGAGCAAGAGAUCCAGAAGCUAAAGAACAGCCUAGAGGAGGAGAGCCGGAGCAAGAGGGAGCUGGAUGCCGAGGUGAACCGACUGGAGACCAAGUUAUCAGAGAUGGAAUUCCAUAACUCCAAGUCAUCCAAGGAACUGGAUUUCCUACGGGAAGAAAACCACAAACUACAGCUGGAGCGGCAAAAUCUGCAGCUUGAGACCCGAAGGCUCCAAUCAGAAAUUGAAAUGGCGGCAACGGAAACACGAGACUUGUGGAACAUGGCCACAGUGGAGUCUGGGACCAAUCUUGACUCCAGACUGUGGUCUCUGGAGAGAGAACUGGAUGACCUCAAGAAGCUCUCCAAAGACAAAGACCUUGAGAUCGAUGAACUACAGAAGCGCCUGGGCUCUGUGGGUGUCAAGAGGGAACAAAGAGAGAACCACCUACGGCGCUCCAUCGUGGUCAUCGACCCCGAUACAGGCCGCGAGCUAUCCCCAGAGGAAGCUCACCGUGCUGGGCUCAUCGACUGGAACAUGUUUGUAAAACUCAGAAGCCAGGAGUGUGACUGGGAGGAGAUAUCAGUGAAGGGUCCCAACGGGGAGUCCUCAGUGAUACAUGACAGGAAGUCUGGCAAGAAGUUCUCCAUCGAAGAGGCCCUGCAGAGCGGCAGGCUGACCCCUGCUCAGUAUGACCGCUAUGUCAACAAAGAUAUGUCCAUUCAGGAGCUGGCAGUCUUGGUGUCUGGGCAAAAGUAGGCACAGCUAUUCCAUCUCUUCUUAGAGGCAGACGCUGGCCCUCCCCACACAGUGACCUCCUGGUGUCUGCUUCUCCCUGGAGCAGGCCUAGCAUUUUAUCCAUGCCCUCGCUGUCAGGCUGCUCAGAAUACAGCCCACAUACAGGAUGGGCACUGGCUGCAGACACAGCUCUCAUCCCAUCCAGCAUUAAACCUGGGCAAGUAACCUGCUUUGUCCUCCAAUGUCUGACAGCCAUGAUGUUUUUUUGUUCUUUUUCCUAUACACUACUGUCAACAAACUUCUUCUGUGAUACCUUGGAAACUAUCCAAAACCUACUAAAACACAAGAUGACCACAGCAGACAAGUCCACAUGACACAGCACAGGCCUAAGCACAUUCUGCCCUAGAAAGGCCUCCCUCCACUGCCUUUCUGUUCACCAAAGAUCAGGCCUAUUGGGGCUGCUGGCCUGCAUAACCCUCCUCUAGGUUUGGCUGAGAACCAACUUUCCAUCAAAGAGGCCUCCUCACUAGUUACCUUGCUCAUGAGACAGAUCUGGGAUCUAUGCCAGAAAGGUGAACAAAAACCAGAAGUGUCUGCCUCUUGGUGCUACAGUGGAGGUUAACUAUUAGCCAGACUGUCCCAGGAACAGGCACCAACAGAGACUGCUUCAUGGUUCUGAUUAAUAGUAGCCUGUGUUGCUGUUAGCCUAAGCUUCAGUGCCUUAUAAGUCUUGCUUAUUAUCACAACGGUAUUUAGCUAUACAAAACAAUUGAUUAUUCACCAAAGGAAUUUCUGGUUCUCUGUAUCUCAUGUAUUAUGUAAGAAAAUGGGAAUAGGGAAUUUUUAUUUACAGUGUGAAAAUAAAACCUGGUGGCUUGAUUCUG
Molecule: messenger RNA, 6249 nt
Organism: Nycticebus coucang (slow loris)
Lineage: Eukaryota; Metazoa; Chordata; Mammalia; Primates; Lorisidae
Gene: PPL
Product: periplakin
Exons: 22
Coding region: 116-5386 (1756 amino acids)
Biological process (GO): intermediate filament cytoskeleton organization; wound healing
Cellular component (GO): membrane; cytoplasm; intermediate filament
Molecular function (GO): structural molecule activity; cadherin binding
Source: RefSeq, a predicted model, not a curated record